AUGCUCUCGAGAAGAAGUUGUCUGUACCUGCAAAAAAGGGCCAUCUCCGGUACCAAAGCUGCAACUACUACUCCUUCGCAGCCUAAAAGACGCAGAAAUACUACAUUUUCAGACGCUUUGAACAAAGGGCCCUCUUUUGAAGAUUUCGUGAACGGGAAAGCCGCGCAGGUAGUACUAGAUCCUCUGCAGCAGGCUAGGAGCAAUGUGGAAGAAGCCAAAAGACUUCCUAAAUGGCUUAAGGUUCCCAUUCCAAAGGGAACGAGCUUUCACCAGCUGAAAAAGGACGUGCGCGAAUUGGGGCUUACCACUGUGUGCGAGGAAGCCAAAUGUCCCAAUAUCAGCGAGUGCUGGGGUGGAGAUGACAAAGCCAAAGCUACCGCCACCAUCAUGCUUCUCGGUGAUACCUGCACUCGUGGUUGUCGGUUCUGUUCAGUAAAAACCAACAGGACGCCAGCAAAGCCGGAUCCCAUGGAACCAGAGAACACUGCCGAGGCCAUAUCUCGUUGGGGUCUUGGUUACGUUGUGCUGACAACAGUUGAUAGAGAUGACUUGCCUGAUGGCGGUUCCCACCAUUUAGCUGAGACGGUACGGAAAAUCAAACAAAAGGCUCCCAAAAUUCUGGUCGAAACUUUGUCUGGAGAUUUCAGAGGUGAUCUGGACAUGGUCAAAGUCAUGGCUCAGAGCGGACUUGACGUUUACGCACACAAUCUAGAAACUGUGAGAGACCUUACUCCCCAUGUCAGAGACAGAAGGGCCACAUAUGCACAAUCGCUGAGCGUACUAAACCAUGCCAAAAAAUCGGUUCCCACCUUACUUACAAAGACAUCGCUAAUGCUUGGACUGGGUGAAACCGAUGAGCAAAUUCUACAAACUUUACGAGACUUACGUGCCAUCGACUGUGACAUUGUGACAUUUGGGCAAUACAUGAGACCUACCAAGAGACACAUGAAAGUGGUGGAAUACGUCAAUCCAGAAAAAUUUGAAUAUUGGAAAACAAAAGCACUUGAACUAGGAUUUUUAUACUGUGCAUCGGGACCAUUGGUUAGGUCGUCCUACAAAGCUGGCGAGGCUUUUAUCGAAAAUGUUUUGAGGAAAAGACGUACUCAAUAA
Messenger RNA from Lachancea nothofagi CBS 11611, 1110 nucleotides. NCBI's taxonomy places the organism in Eukaryota, Fungi, Ascomycota, Saccharomycetes, Saccharomycetales, Saccharomycetaceae. The record is from the annotation of a GenBank genome assembly.